Molecule: messenger RNA, 414 nt
Organism: Procambarus clarkii (red swamp crayfish)
Lineage: Eukaryota; Metazoa; Arthropoda; Malacostraca; Decapoda; Cambaridae
Product: glutamine-rich protein 2-like
Source: RefSeq, a predicted model, not a curated record
AUGGUCAGAAAUGGCCAGGAAUGGUCAGAAAUGGUCAGGAAUGGCCAGGAAUGGUCAGGAAUGGCCAGGAAUGGCCAGAAAUGGUCAGAAAUGGCCAGGAAUGGCCAGGAAUGGUCAGGAAUGGUCAGGAAUGGUCAGGAAUGGUCAGGAAUGGUCAGGAAUGGUCAGGAAUGGUCAGAAAUGGCCAGGAAUGGUCAGGAAUGGCCCAGGAAUGGUCAGAAUGGUCAGGAAUGGUCAGGAAUGGACAGGAAUGGUCAGGAAUGGUCAGGAAUGGUCAGGAAUGGUCAGGAAUGGCCAGGAAUGGUCAGGAAUGGUCAGGAAUGGCCAGGAAUGGUCAGGAAUGGUCAGGAAUGGUCAGGAAUGGCCAGGAAUGGUCAGGAAUGGCCAGGAAUGGUCAGGAACAUAAGAACAUAA